Aegilops tauschii subsp. strangulata is the source of this 1532-nucleotide messenger RNA. RefSeq lists its product as uncharacterized. Lineage: Eukaryota; Viridiplantae; Streptophyta; Magnoliopsida; Poales; Poaceae. The record is from RefSeq and is a predicted model, not a curated record.
ACAUUUCUCUCUCGCCCGGUCGCCCCACCCGCUGUUCCACCAGUUACUACUACUGACAGACGCAGCCAGCGCGGGUUCCACAAUCCGAUCCCCCUCACAGCCGCAUUUUUUUUAGCGGCAGCGGAAUUUAACUCGCCUCUCCCGCCGCCGCCCGCCGCGCAGCCCAAUGGACCUCCCCGUGGUGGAUCUCGCGCCCUUCCUGCAGGCCGCCGCCGGCGACGCGGCGCCGGCCGAGGCGGAGGAAGCGCUGCGCGCGCUCUGCGCCACGGUGAGCGCCAGCCUGCGGGACACGGGGGCGCUGCUGGUCAAGGACCCCCGCUGCACCGCCGCCGACAACGACCGCUUCCUCGACGUCGUCGAGCGCUACUUCGCCCGAUCCGACGACUCCAAGCGCCUCCAGGAGCGCCCCCACCUCCACUACCAGGUCGGCGUGACGCCUGAAGGGGUGGAGGUACCUCGCAGCCUCGUCGACAAGGAGAUGCAAGACAGGAUCAAGAGUAUGCCAGAGGAGUUUCAACCAGCCACCCCUAAGGGACCAGACCCUAAGUGGCGCUACAUGUGGAGAGUGGGCCCUCGCCCGUCGAAUACCCGCUUUAAGGAGCUGAACGCAGAACCUGUUAUUCCUGAUGGCUUACCUGAGUGGAAAGAGACCAUGGAUUCCUGGGGUGCAAAAAUGAUUUCUGCAAUUGAGGUUGUUGCUGAGAUGGCGGCGAUUGGAUUUGGCUUGUCAAAGGAUGCAUUUACCUCUUUGAUGAAGGAGGGACCGCACCUCCUAGCACCAACGGGAAGUAAUCUGCUGCGUCAUGGUUCUGAGGGCACUGUGUUUGCUGGGUUCCAUUAUGAUCUUAAUUUCUUGACCAUACAUGGCCGUAGUAGAUUUCCAGGCCUGAACAUUUGGUUAAGAAAUGGUAAAAAGAUGGAGGUGAAGGUUCCUGUUGGCUGUCUUCUCAUUCAGUCAGGGAAACAGUUGGAAUGGCUUACUGGUGGUGAAUGUUUAGCUGGAAUGCAUGAGGUAGUGGUGACCAAGAGAACAUUAGAGGCAAUAGAACUAGCUAAAGAGCAGAACCGAAGCUUGUGGAGGAUCUCAUCAACGCUAUUCUCGCACAUUGCUUCCGAUGCGACGCUUAAGCCAUUGGGCCACUUUGCUGAAGCACCCAAUGCUCAUAGUUAUCCGCCUAUAUGUGCCGGGGAGUAUGUGGAACAAGAGCUCUCGGCGAUCAAUCUGAAAGGGAAGGUUGCACUUUAGGUGCACACAGACCGCCGAUUAAUCUGGUGACUUGGUGACUCGUUGGUCUGCCUUCUAUGGUCAGAAUGCGAAUUGCGAUAAUCCAAGCUGAUACUUGUAUCUUCAUUCAACUUUGUUGACAUAACGAGGUUGCGCCGGUCUAUUUUCGACACAACCCUAUCUAUAUCCAUGCUAAGUAUAUGUCCAUUUGAUCCCCCUGUUAAGUUAUAGUGGAUGCUCAUGCUCUGGUGUACUGAACUGAUAGCACCUGUGAAAAUUAAAUAAUAGCAGUGCUGUUAUUCUCGAA